This is a messenger RNA of Rhipicephalus sanguineus (brown dog tick), 2352 nucleotides long. Its product is annotated as cyclin-dependent kinase 2. The coding region runs from base 110 to 1024 and encodes 304 amino acids. The transcript is spliced from 2 exons. Gene Ontology annotation, molecular function: cyclin-dependent protein serine/threonine kinase activity; cyclin binding; ATP binding. Lineage: Eukaryota; Metazoa; Arthropoda; Arachnida; Ixodida; Ixodidae. The record is from RefSeq and is a predicted model, not a curated record. Gene Ontology annotation, cellular component: nucleus; cytoplasm; cyclin-dependent protein kinase holoenzyme complex. Gene Ontology annotation, biological process: G1/S transition of mitotic cell cycle; regulation of gene expression; protein phosphorylation.
UGAGAAGCGGGCGGCAAAGACCCGCGAAGACCGCCAGUUUCGCGCGAAAGUCUGCAUUCGUUGCGUAUGCGCUCAGGCUUUGUGAUUCUAUUCAAGUGAUCGAGCCUUCAUGGAAGACGCGCUCAGUGCGAAGUUCCAGAAAAUCGAAAAAAUUGGAGAGGGAACCUACGGAGUCGUGUACAAAGCCCGUGACCGGGCCACCGGACGAUACAUUGCCUUGAAGAAGAUCCGUCUUGAGAGCGAAGCCGAAGGUGUACCAAGCACUGCCAUACGAGAGAUCGCCCUUUUGAAAGAGCUUCGCCACCCAAAUAUCGUGCGCCUCCUCGAUGUCGUGCCCAACGACCAAAAGCUGUACCUUGUAUUCGAGUACAUGUCGGAGGAUCUCAAGAAGCACAUGGACAGAGCGGCGUCGAGCAAGACCCCACUUGCCGUGAACCUUGUGAAAAGCUAUCUGUGGCAGCUGUUGCAAGGCAUCGCGUACUGCCACUCUCAUCGUAUCUUGCACCGGGACUUGAAACCGCAGAACCUGCUCAUCGAUCUCGAAGGUAACAUCAAGUUGGCCGAUUUCGGCCUUGCGCGAGCCUUCGGACUGCCCCUGCGCACGUAUACACACGAAGUGGUUACGCUGUGGUACCGGGCGCCAGAAAUCCUCCUCGGCUCACGCUUCUACUCGACGUCAGUGGACGUCUGGAGCAUCGGCUGCAUCUUCGCCGAAAUGCUUAUGCUAAAGGCACUCUUCGCGGGUGACUCGGAGAUAGACCAGCUUUUCCGCAUCUUCCGCACUCUCGGUACACCCGACGAGAACUCUUGGCCCGGCGUGACCAACCUUCCCGACUACAAAGCAACUUUCCCGCGCUGGGAGCCGCAGUCACUGGCGAACAUUAUCAAUGGCUUAGACGCGGACGGAGAAGACCUCAUCCUGCAGCUACUCAUCGCCAACCCAGAGGCCCGUAUGCCAGCCAAGAGAGCGCUCAGCCAUCGUUACUUUCGAGAUGUCACCAUUCAGCGACCCGUGUGCAUGUGACACCUGUCCGCAUGCGCUCUAGGCCCCUCUUUUUCAUUAAUCUGUUGCCGAUAAUGCCUGCGCAUUUCUUUUUUUUUUUUUUCUUCUUCUUCUUGGUUAGCUUACAUAGAUAUUCCAAGUUGCGAGCCAGAACGCGCGGUCUUAUUAUGCAUGAUUUACUAGCCGUGAGCAUAUGUCCCAUGGCGACAGUAGAGCGCCGCUGGCCAGUAACUUUGCUGAAUUGUUAUUAUUGGCAUGCGUAGAGUUACUGUGAGCAUAAACAGUAACUCUAGGCAAGCGAACUAGGAUACUUGUGGCUCUUCUUUUAUAUAUACAUAUAUAUAUAUACACAUAUUAAUUCCUUCUGCUUUGUUUUUCGUUUUACUCUGGUUAGUUGCUUAGUUAUUUUCAUGUCACCUUAAAGUAGCAAGCCAGAGCACGCGGUUUUAUUAUGUAUUAUUUAUCAUUCAGUGAUAUGUAUUAUCUAUGUUCUUACUUGGUAUCAAUGUUCUUACUUAGUUAUUCUUACAUAUUCCCCAGGGCGACAGCAGAGCGCCGCUGGCAAGUAACCUUCCUUAUUAUCGUUCAUGUUAGUCCACAUGGCGCCGUUACCAGGGCAUCCGCGCUGGCAUAAUGGUGGCCCCUAUUUUCUUUAUACACACACACACACAUAUAUAUAUAUAUAUAUAUACUUAUACCCUUGUUCUUGAUAGCGCGCGGUUCUUUUUUUUCUUUUUCCUCCCUGCAACCUCUGGUUAGCAUGCUUAGCGUUCUUCACAUUGCUCAGAAGUUGCAAGCCAUGGCUCGCGAUUUUAUCUUGUAUUAUUUACCGGCAAGUGAUGUCAUAUUUAUUGACAUAUUAAACGGGAAACCCGUAGAUGGUGUUCGAGGCUGUGCAGAAAGGUGAACACCCGUAUGCAGCGCACCUGCCAGCCAGCCCGCCUGUCGACCACAGUAACUAUCAUUAUUUUGCAUAUCAAUGUUCAAACUCGAUUAUACAUUUUUUCAAAGCGACAGCAGAGCAUCGCCGAUAGGUAACUUUCCAGAUUAUCGUUAGUGCCCAGAUCAUGAGCUUCAUCUAAAGAUGCAUUCCAUAUUUUUUUACGUGCCUACGGCAAUGUGUUCUUCAACGUGUGCCUCAGACAACGAAGGAAUUCGCUGUUUUAGUUAUACAUUUUGUGAAGUGCCGCAAUUGUGACCGCCCCUUUUACACGCCGUUUUUUUUUUUUUUUUUUCUACUUGCCGCGAGAAGAACUGUGCCUAUGACAUGUUUUCCUUUUCAAGUACAUGGGAUGUGCUUGUACAUUAUCGCAUCAUAGUUUCUGUGAAUAAAAGGCCUGAUUCCGGAA